Molecule: messenger RNA, 2413 nt
Organism: Xenopus laevis (African clawed frog)
Lineage: Eukaryota; Metazoa; Chordata; Amphibia; Anura; Pipidae
Gene: eps8l2.S
Product: EPS8-like 2 S homeolog
Exons: 21
Coding region: 182-2326 (714 amino acids)
Biological process (GO): Rho protein signal transduction; regulation of Rho protein signal transduction; positive regulation of ruffle assembly
Cellular component (GO): vesicle; ruffle membrane; plasma membrane bounded cell projection
Molecular function (GO): actin binding
Source: RefSeq, a predicted model, not a curated record
CAGUCACCUGCAACCAGAGCCAGGACUGAUAGUAGUUAAGUGGUAUCCAGGCAAAGUAACAGGUACAGGGGACCCUGCACAGCAGGUGAUUUUUCCCCUCCACCCAGUGGAAUUUACAAGAGAAGAAUUUGUCAGAGGCUCAGAGAGAAAGACCAGAGGGAGUCUAAAGGUAAAUGCAACAAUGAGCCAGUCAGGAUCUGUCAACAAACAGGGAUCUGUAAAUGGGGUACGGAUGAGUGCAAAAGAUCUGUUUGAACAGAGAAAGAAAUAUUCUAACUCCAACGUCAUCAUGCAAGAAACAUCACAGUAUAACGUGGAGCAUCUGGCCACGUUUUUAAUGGAUAAGAGUGACGCUGUCGGCACAGUGGAUGAUGCCAUCAAACAGUUGUUUCAGUUGGAGUCCAAAGGCAAAAUCUGGGCCCAAGAAAUGAUUUUGCAGGUCACAAACAACAAUAUCAGGCUGCUGGACAGUGUGACACAGGAAGAGCUGGAGAACUUUCCUUUGCCUAUUGUCCAACACUGCCAGAACGUGUCAGGCCCUCAACGCUACCCACACGUCUUAUUUUUGGUGUGUCAGGAUGCCGACCAGCCCAAGCCUGACAUGCACUUCUUUAACUGUGAAAUGGAGGCCGAGGUCAUUCAUGCCGACAUAGAGAGCGCUCUAGCAGAUAUAAAGUACGGCAAGAAGAUGCGACCGCAGACACUCAAGAUUAACCAGGAGAAAAUAAAGCAAAGGGACUCCAUUUUGCCUCCUGCCACUGCCCCUAAGCCUACCAGAGACAACAGAAACAGGGUGAUGAACCCGCCUCCACCCAUUGAUAUUGAAUACGACCGAAGAAGCAACGUCUCCCAGGAGCCCGAGGAGCCUCGAGAGGUUUUGGCACAAAAAAUUGAAAAAGACACACAAGUUCUAAAUUGCACAUUGGAUGACAUAGAAUUCUUUGUAGCCAAGCUCCAAAAAGCAGCGGAAGCAUUCAAACAGCUCAACCAGAGAAAGAAAGGGAAGAAAAAUAAAAAGAAAGGACAUGCAGAGGGAGUCCUGACAUUACGGUCAAAGCCACCAACAGAAUCAGAAUUUAUUGACUGUUAUCAGAAGAUCAAGUUGGCCAUUAACCUCUUGGCUAAGUUAAGAAAACACAUACAAAAUCCAAGUUCUGCAGAGCUGAUUCACUUUCUGUUUGGCCCCUUGGAACUGAUAAUUCAGAGCUCUGGAGGUCCAGAACUUGGUAGGUCCAUCUUGGCUCCAUUGUUAUCCAGAGAUGCUACUGACUUCUUAAAAGGCCAUCUGACACCAAAAGAGAUGUCCAUAUGGGAGGUUCUGGGAGAAAGGUGGACUAAAUCCAGGGCGGAAUGGCCUAGGGAGCCUCCAGUUCCACUGUACAUCCCUAAAUUUAACAAUGGUUGGAUACCUCCAGUGGAGAUCUUCCAGGGAGCACCCUGGGAAACGGAGGCGCACCCACCAGAGCCCAAACCCAGGAUACAGGAAGAGGCUUCCACUGCUAAUGGCAAUCCGUACAGGACAAAUUCUUUCAAACAGCCUCACCCAGAUAAAGAUCUCAGCACCAGCCCUCAGAUGAAUAGAAAUUAUGAAGCUCCAGUGCCGGCCCAGCCACAAAAGUUAGCCAAAAUCCGCUAUGACUUCACUGCUCGCAAUGCCAAUGAGCUUUCGGUUCUGAGAGAUGAAGUUCUGGAGGUGCUGGAGGACAACAAACAGUGGUGGAAAUUGAGAAACAGGAUUGGACAAGAAGGUUACGUUCCAUAUAACAUCCUUGAUAUAGUGUCAACGGAUGAAGCCUCCAGCCCAGAUGGGACUUAUGGAACAAACAAUGGAAAAUACAGAGAUGAUAUGAGUCCACGGGGUGUAGGUCCUUCCAGUCCAGUCUACAAACUUCCCAGCACCUUUUCAGGAGACAAGUGGUCGACCAACCCAAAUAACAAGGAACAGUUAAUUCACCACAUGGAUGAAGUGAAUGACGAGCUUUUAAAGAAGAUCUCAACUAAUCAGCCAGCCAAGAGGAACUUCAAAGUAGAGAAGCCUCAGGCAAUGUAUGUCCCCUUGAACUAUCAGUCAGACCCAGAAGAGGUCAAAGUCUGGCUGGAGGCCAAGGGAUUUAGUCAAGGGACGGCUUCGCAGCUGGGUAUCCUAAAUGGGGCACAGCUUUUCUCUCUGAACAAGGAAGAGCUGAAGAAAGUCUGUGGCGAGGAGGGAGCGAGGGUUUACAGUCAGGUGGCUGUCCAGAAAUCACAGUUAGAGAAAAGUCGAGGGGACACAGAACUGCAGGAAAUCAUGAGGAGGCGCCAAGAAAGGAGCGAGUCUAGCAACUAACACUUUAUUCCUCCGCAUCCCCAUUUUUUUUUAAAAAAAAAAAGAAAAAAUUCCUCCAAAACUUUCGCAUCCGGGGAAAUCCGUGAA